Carassius carassius (crucian carp) is the source of this 1267-nucleotide messenger RNA. Its product is annotated as charged multivesicular body protein 1b-like. Gene Ontology annotation, biological process: protein transport; endosome transport via multivesicular body sorting pathway; late endosome to vacuole transport. The transcript is spliced from 8 exons. NCBI's taxonomy places the organism in Eukaryota, Metazoa, Chordata, Actinopteri, Cypriniformes, Cyprinidae. The record is from RefSeq and is a predicted model, not a curated record. The coding region runs from base 168 to 767 and encodes 199 amino acids. Gene Ontology annotation, cellular component: multivesicular body; ESCRT III complex.
ACUCCAGUUGUUUAGAGAAGCCGGAAGUGAAUACAAGAAAAAUACAAGAAACAGAGGAGGACAGUUAGUGAUCCACACGAAGAGCUUGUCAAAGACCGAACUGAAAACUACUGCCGUCUAAUCGUCACAUUUCCUCAAGAAGCACCAGCCAGCAGCAGAAGUGGAUUAUGUCCAGCAUGGAAAAGAAUUUGUUUAACCUCAAGUUUGCAGCCAAAGAACUUCAGCGAAGUUCCAAGAAAUGCGACAAAGAAGAGAAAGCAGAGAAGGCCAAGGUCAAGAAGGCUGUCCAGAAGGGUAAUAUGGAGGUUGCCCGGAUACAUGCGGAAAAUGCCAUUCGCCAGAAAAACCAAUCAGUGAACUUCCUCAGAAUGAGCGCAAGAGUAGAUGCGGUGGCAGCGCGAGUACAGACAGCAGUCACCAUGAACAAGGUCACCAAAUCUAUGGCUGGGGUGGUGAAGGGCAUGGAUGCAACCCUGAAGAGCAUGAACCUUGAGAAGAUUUCAGCUCUAAUGGAUAAGUUUGAGCGUCAGUUUGAAACUCUGGACGUACAGACGGCUCAGAUGGAGGACACAAUGAGCAGCACCACAACACUCACUACACCACAGGGUCAAGUUGAUGCUCUUAUGAUGGAAAUGGCAGAUGAGGCCGGGCUGGACCUCAAUAUGGAGCUUCCUCAAGGUCAUACAGGAUCAGUGGCAGCCAGCGUAGCAUCUACAGAGCAGGAUGAGCUCUCUCAGAGACUGGCCAAACUCAGAGACCAGGUUUAAGGAGAACCGGGUGUGUGUAUGUGAAAGAGAGAGAUUGUGUAUAUGCGAUUUUGUAUGAAACAUAUCCCCACUGGAAAUAUUGGCCUCAUUUGUUUAGUUUUCUUUUUAUGCAGUUGAGGAUGGGUGUGCAGCUUUCAUUAUCCACAAUAACACGCAGGAAACUCAAAUAGACAAAAUUACAAAUUUUACAUGGUCAUCUGGUUAGUUUCGGGGUCCUGCUCUAAACUUAAUCAGUAAUAAUUGAAUUAAAGAUUAUUAUACAUUUCUUUGUAAUCUGGUUCGCUAAUUUGCGUUCAUGUUUUAAUACCUACUUGUCUUUCAAAUACCUUUCACGUUGAUAUCAGACAAAUGUAGAGUAAAACAGUGACUUCUUUAUCUUCCUGCUGCACACGUGGUUUGUCUCUGCUUUGAACGAUUGUGGGAAUUUUUAAUUUAAAAUGCAUGUGAUCAAGAUAAUGAUUUGAAUAAAGUCUCAUAAUUUUGUCCAAAGCAGUGAAAUU